CUGGUUCUGGCUUUUCACGAGUUGACAGAGGUCUGUCACAGUGCUCGUGUUUAUGUGUUUGUGAGUGGAGUUGUGUUUGUUUGGUAAAAGACAGAGGAAGAAGAUAUUUUAAGAUCUUUCUCUCGGAGGAGUCAGUAAGAAGCUCUUGACACAAAACUACGAGUGUUUUGAGCAUAUCCUUCAUCUUUCUUUGGCUGGGAUGAGGGGGCUCAGGAGUCUCAGCGUUGGGCUCCUGUCGGCCUUCUUCUCCACCACCUUUGGUCUAUAUUUCCCUCCUCACGUGGAGCAGCUGCCGACCAUCACCGCUCAGACCUCAGGCUCUAUCAUCGCCCUGCCAUAUGAUGAGCGAUACAUAUUCAAGUGUGAAGCCAAAGGAAACCCAAGACCUACGUAUCGGUGGACAAAAGAUGGGAUGGAUUUUGACCCCCAUAAAGACCCUCAGGUCACUACAGAAGAAAAUACUGGAACUUUUAAGAUACCAAACAAAAAAGAUAAAGUGAAAUACCAGGGAAAGUACAGAUGUUACGCCUCCAACAAACUCGGAACUGCAAUUUCGGAAGAAGCCGAAUUUAUUGUGCCUAUGGUACCCAAGUUUCCUAAGGAGAAGACAGAGCCAAUUGUGGUCACAGAGGGCGAUUCAGUUGUUUUGGAGUGUAACCCGCCACAAGGGAUUCCACCCUGGCAGCUGUACUGGAUGACCAAUGAUCUCCGGCACAUUGAGCAGAAUGAGAGGGUGUCCAUGGGCCUCAGUGGGAAUCUGUACUUCUCUAAUACGCUGGUGUCAGACAGUCACGAUGACUACUGCUGCUUCGCCUCCUUCUUCAAGAUACGCACAAUCGUCCAGAAACCCCGCAUGGUCCUCAAGGUCAAGCCAAAUGAUUCAAAACAAGAGGAUGGUGACGCCAUGAGUGUUCAGGAGAGGAAGCCGAGCAUUUUGGUUCCCUCCAGUCAUUCAACGACAUUCCUGAAAAAAGGAGAAGAGCUGGAGCUGGAGUGUAUUGCAGAAGGACUGCCUACACCGGAGGUAGAAUGGAUCAAGAUUUGGGGAGACUUACCGAAGCGCACGCAGAUAAAGAACUUCGGAAAGCUUCUGACGAUACCAAACGUCAGAGAAGAGGAUGAAGGGAGAUACAUGUGUAAAGCCAAGAAUCAGCAUGGUGAAGAUGUGCAUCAUUUCCAGGUCGACGUAGAGGAGCCACCAAGCUGGCAGGAGGAGCCGCUGAAGAGUCAGUUAGCAUGGAUUGGAUCUGACAUCCACAUCAACUGUUCUGCUACCGGAAAACCGCAACCCACAAUCACCUGGAAGAGAAACGGCAAGCCUCUCGAUGAUUUCCCUUCCACCCAUCACAAAGUGCUUGACGACAGAAUAAUCAUACUCAAAGCGGAGCAGAAGGAUACCGCUGUGUACCAGUGUGAGGCCUCCAACAAACACGGCAGCCUACUGGCCAAUGCUAAUGUGCUAGUCAUGAAUCACCCUCCUUUGAUUCUGACGAGGAAUUAUCUGGAGUACGCGACCAUGUUGGGCAAGAGUGUGAUUAUGGACUGCAGUGUCUUUAGUUCACCACCUGCUAGCCUUAACUGGAGAAGAGAAGACCCAGAGGGCUCUGUAGAUGGAGAGAGAUAUUCUCUGCUGAAGAAUGGCUCCCUGCAGAUUCACAAAGUCGAGAUGGAAGAUAUGGGCCAGUACAAAUGCUUGGCAAACAACUCCGAGGGCACUGCAAGCAUCACCACUGAACUUUUCAUUAAAGAUUCCACUAGGAUCGUAGAGGCUCCUCAAGACAUGAAGGUCAUCCGGGGAUCUGUGGCCGAGCUGGAGUGCCAGGUGGAGUGCGAUCCGUCUCUGAGAAGAGAGCUGGAGUUCGUUUGGCUCAAAGAUGGGAUAAAUAUCCUCUCGAACACUUCAGAAGGGUAUUUCACAGACGAAGGAAUUCUCCAGAUUUUCAACGUGAGCCACAGUGAUCAAGGGAAUUACACCUGUAUUGCUCGAACAUCACUGGACCAAGAUACGGCUUCUGCAUACAUAACAGUGUUAGAUGUCCCCGAUCCUCCGGUUCAACUGAUGCUCAGUGAUCUGAAAGACCGCAGUGUGAAGCUUCACUGGGUGAACACCAGUGAUCACAACAGUCCCAUAACAGAGUUCAUCAUCCAGUACGAAGAGAACCACUGGGAGCCGGAGAAGUGGAAAGAUCUUCUUCGAGUGUCUAGCAGGAAGUUCUCAGCCCCCUUGACACUGUACUGCCACAUUAACUACCAGUUCAGAGUCAUCGCUGUCAAUGAAAUAGGGAGAAGUCAUCCCAGUAUGGCCUCAGGAAGAUUUAAAAUACCUCCUUGUGCUCCUGACAGGAACCCAGAAAACAUUAAGAUUGAGGGUCACCUGCCACAUCAGAUGGACAUCAGCUGGGAGCCGCUCUUGCCGGUGGAGCACAACGGUCCUGGUCUGGAAUACAAACUGAGCUACAGGCUCCUGGGUGUCGAGGACAGUUGGAAAGAACAGAUGGUGAAGAGACACUCUUUUGUGGUGCGAGACACCCCAACAUUUGUCCCCUAUGAAGUCAAAAUCCAGGCCUUCAACCGCCACGGCUGGGCACCAGAACCCAAAGUGGUGACUGGUUAUUCUGGGGAAGACUUGCCCUUGGCGGCUCCCGAGAACAUAUCUGCGGAGGUGUUGAACUCUACACUGCUGAAGGUCAGCUGGUCACCAGUGCCCCAAACCACCCUGAGGGGCCAUCUUGGAGGAUACACAGUGAACUACUGGCAAACUCAGAGUCUGUUGACCUCUAAGAAAAUUCCCUCAGAGAGACAGUCUCUCACCAUCCCUGGAAACAGGAGUCACACCAUGGUGCCGGGACUGAAGCCAUUCUCUGAAUAUAGCCUGACUGUCAACGUCUUUAACCGGAGAGGGAAUGGGCCCAGCAGCAGUCCCAUCUCUUUCACAACUCCACAGGGAGUUCCUGAGCAGCCUCGUAUCCUGAGAGCCACAAACUUUCAGAAAGACGCCAUCACACUGGUGUGGGCGCCUCCGCAUGAAACCAACGGCCAUCUCACGGGAUACCUUCUGCAAUACCAAACAGUUGUAGGUAAUGAGACUCUGGGUGAGCUGAACUCUGUGAACAUCUCUGGAGCGGACACGACACAGUGGGUUUUGCGUGAUCUGCAGGAAGACAACUAUAAGUUCUACCUGAGUGCGUGCACGCAGGUGGGCUGUGGGUCAGCCAUCAGUGAGGAAGGAGGCACCGACCCUGAAGCAUUUACAAUGCCUGAUUAUUCAUUUCCUGAAGUUUCUUCAGUCUCAGCUUGGACGGAGAGCUAUGAACUGUCAACAUCUGAAGUGACGACAUCUGAGUUGAGGCAACCUUUCUCUUUCACCUCGUCUAAUACAGACAUUCCUAUUGUAAAUGCAACCUUUUCUACCUUAGUUGUGCUCAACGUAUCGACCUUUGUAAGAGACACUUCUGCAAGAAUCAGCUGGAGAACCAGAGGAGAGCAUUCAGAGUCACAGCUCUAUGUUGCUAUAAUGAACCACCGUGAUGGUAUCUGGCAGCUUUCAGAGGCUUUAAAUACAUCUAAAGGUUUCCAUCUGGUUGAAGGACUCAGCCCAGGAACUGUGUACACAGUCCGGCUGCAGGCUUCACGCAGGGCCGGUGUCCCUAGCAUUUUUGAAGAGGUUUUCAAGACCAGGAAAGCUUCUAGUAGACAAGAGAUGGGAUCCCAGGAGUGGUUUGUGGGAAUGAUGUGCGCGGUGGCUUUGCUAACUCUGCUUGUCCUCAUCGGCUGUUUUGUGCUCAAGAACAAAGGCGGCAAAUACGCAGUGAAGGAAAAGGAGAAUAUUCCAGCUGAUCCUGAAUCUCAUGCCAUGGAUGAAACACCCUGCGAAUACAGUGACAAUGAUGAGAAGCCGCUGAAGAGCAACCAGCAAUUGUUCCGAGAACCCACAGAGGAUGAUAGCAGCGAGGACAGCUCUGAGAUAUCUGAGGAUGACGACUGCGAGUUCAAUGAAGAUGGGUCGUUUAUCGGCGAAUACUCUGGGUACGUGCGCAGGACGUCCACUGAGGUGAACGGAUUGAAUGGACAUACACCAGGAACUUCUUAACAGCGGCCCAAUUUUAUGAACUUUUUAAACAAGCCAACAGUGAGAAAGGUUUUGUUUGUAUGAUGUGCCAUGAAUGUGCCUAUGCUUCUGCGUGAUUGGGCCAGUUAUUUUUUUGUACAGUAUUAAUAUGAAGGGUUACAAUUAUGAUUCCGAGCAGCACAAAAUAACUGUUUCAAAACUUUGAGGUUUUUUAGCAAAACUUUCAUUCUGCUUCUUCCAUUAAGUAAAAUGAAUGGUCGAUAAAUGGCGGGUAAAUAAGUGUAACCGAUUUGGUUUUGCUUUGCUAUGAGCAGGAUUGAAACUAGUGCUUCCGACAUGGCAGGUCUAUUAAAAAGGAUGUUAAAGACUGCAGCCUUUAGCAUUAGAUAUUAGCACAUGUUUUAAGUCCGUUCUUCAUACAUGGAUUACUCAAUUAGAUGGAUUUGGUGAUACUGAAAGUACUGUAUGUACCAACUGCUGAUAUUUUCUUAUAAUAGUAACCUACACUCACAGAAAAAUAGGUACAUGGAGGUACAAAUAAUGUUCCCCAAGGAACAGUCUUGUACCUUUGUAAAAGAUGUACCUUAUAUGGUACAGAAAAGACCUCUUAUGAUACUGCCCUGUACCUUUUAUGGUACAACUGAAAUGAAGGUACACAUUUGUUUCCAUAUAAAAGGUACGUAAGUGUUGGACAACUCCUUCUUCAUUACAAUAUCUAUGAAAAUAAAUAUGACUGGAAAGGCAAAGUGAUUUUUUAAUGAAUAAUCUCUAUAUUAAAACAUCAAUCAUCAUUUAAAAGCACGUGUUUAAAGAAACUCAAACAUUAAUUAAGCUCUAUAAUACAAAACAACUGGUUAAACAAAACUACAGGUAUUGUAAACUAAACAUUUAAGGCAUUUUUAAUAAACAUUUGGUAACCAUUUACUGAUAAGUACAUGUUCAUUAUUGAUAUCCGCAUCUUUUGGCGUUUGCUUUCCACUACACAAGUGAGCUGGCAAAAGUCCUGCAUAUGCAAAGUGUUCAUGCAGACAAAACGAAUCAAACAUUGUGCAUAUCUCGUUACAAUACUUUUGCAGAAGUCUAUUUCUAUUUUAAAAUUAAGUAAAUUAAAUUAACUUAAGUGAUUACAAAGGUAUUGUGUGAAAAUUGGAGAAAAAAUGUUUUAUAUUGUACAACAAAUGUUUAGUAAAAAAAAAAAAA
Molecule: messenger RNA, 5269 nt
Organism: Danio aesculapii
Lineage: Eukaryota; Metazoa; Chordata; Actinopteri; Cypriniformes; Danionidae
Gene: chl1a
Product: cell adhesion molecule L1-like a
Exons: 31
Coding region: 200-4090 (1296 amino acids)
Biological process (GO): cell-cell adhesion
Molecular function (GO): protein binding
Source: RefSeq, a predicted model, not a curated record